This is a messenger RNA of Osmerus eperlanus (European smelt), 3820 nucleotides long. RefSeq names its product solute carrier family 6 member 3 (gene slc6a3). Gene Ontology annotation, molecular function: norepinephrine:sodium symporter activity; dopamine:sodium symporter activity. Gene Ontology annotation, cellular component: plasma membrane; presynaptic membrane; neuronal cell body membrane. NCBI's taxonomy places the organism in Eukaryota, Metazoa, Chordata, Actinopteri, Osmeriformes, Osmeridae. Gene Ontology annotation, biological process: dopamine uptake involved in synaptic transmission; sodium ion transmembrane transport. The record is from RefSeq and is a predicted model, not a curated record.
UCUCCUUCUAAAUCUGCCUCCUCUCUCUCCCACGCCAUCCCUAUCUUUCUCUUCCUCUCUAUUUCUCUCUCUCUUUUCCCCCUAGCUCUCUCUCCUCUCUCUUUGUCACUGCUCAAUCCGGGUCCAAAUGACACAAAACGGUGGUCUACAAAUAUGAUGAGCGACGUAGUCUGCUGUGAAGACAAGCGUCAACACAGUUGGAAUUAAAACAGUUUGGAGCGCUGAAAAAGCUUUGUCAUUUACAAAGGACUGCACUUGUGCUGUCUCUCUCACCACCUGGCCCGAGCUUGAUCUAAUCCUCCCCUUACACCCCCUCUCCCCCAGCUGUCACCCCUCCAUCGCCCACGCCCCCUCUCCCCCAGCCACCACCACCCCCAGGCCUCAGUGCCCCCCCCCCAUGCUCAGAACCCGAGUGCCGGCUGGUCCGAUGUGUUCCGUCGUAGCCCCGGCCCAGCUGGCACCAACACCAUGGGCCCCAAGGAUGUGGAGCUGAUCCUGGUGAAGGAGCAGAACGGGGUGCAGUUCACCUCCUCCACUCUGGUCAACCCCGCUCAGACACCCCCCCCUGAGGAGGAACGGGAGACCUGGGGCAAGAAGAUAGACUUCCUGCUGUCAGUGAUCGGCUUUGCGGUGGACCUGGCCAAUGUGUGGAGGUUCCCCUACCUGUGCUAUAAGAACGGGGGAGGAGCGUUCCUGGUGCCCUACCUCUUCUUCAUGGUGAUCGCAGGCAUGCCCCUGUUUUACAUGGAGCUGGCUUUGGGCCAGUACAACAGAGAGGGGGCCGCUGGAGUCUGGAAGAUCUGCCCCAUAUUCAAAGGAGUGGGCUUCACGGUGAUCCUCAUCUCCCUCUACGUGGGCUUCUACUACAACGUGAUCAUCGCCUGGGCUCUGUUCUACCUCUUCUCCUCCUUCACCGGCGACCUGCCCUGGGUCCACUGCAACAACACCUGGAACAGCCCCAACUGCUCCGACGUGUGGUCCUUCAACACCACCCUCAACGACACCCAGAAGUCCACACCGGCCGAGGAGUACCUUUGAGUGAGAGUGCUCCACCUGCAGGACAGUGAAGGUAUUGACGAUCUGGGCCUGCCGCGCUGGCAGCUGACCUCCUGCUUGGCAGUGGUCAUUGUAGUUCUCUACUAGCUGUGGAAAGGUGUCAAGACAUCAGGGAAGGUGGUGUGGAUCACGGCCACCAUGCCCUACCUGGUGCUGACUGUGCUGCUGCUGCGCGGUGUGACCCUGCCUGGAGCCAUGGAUGGCAUUAAGGCCUACCUCAGCGUUGACCUCAUCAAACUCUGUGAAGCCAAGGUCUGGAUCGAGGCAGCCACGCAGAUCUGUUUCUCCCUGGGUGUGGGGUUUGGUGUGCUAAUAGCCUUCUCUAGCUAUAACAAAUUCAGCAACAACUGCUAUAGGGACGCCAUCAUCACCACCUCCAUCAACUCUCUGACCAGCUUCUUCUCUGGCUUUGUCAUCUUCUCCUUCCUGGGCUACAUGGCCCAGAAACAUAACGUGGCACUGGACAAAGUGGCCCAGGAUGGGCCUGGAUUGGUGUUCAUCAUUUACCCAGAAGCCAUUGCUACCUUACCCGGGUCAUCGGUCUGGGCUGUCAUUUUCUUCAUCAUGCUGCUGACACUAGGAAUAGACAGUGCUAUGGGAGGGAUGGAGUCAGUGAUCACUGGACUGGUAGACGAGUUCAAGUGUCUGCACAAGCACCGGGAGCUCUUCACCCUGUUCAUCGUCGUGUCCACCUUCCUCAUCUCCCUCUUCUGUGUCACCAACGGAGGAAUCUAUGUGUUUACCCUGCUGGACCACUUUGCUGCUGGAACAUCGAUUCUUUUUGGAGUGCUUAUUGAGGCCAUCGGUAUUGCCUGGUUUUAUGGAGUGGACCGCUUCAGUGAUGACAUCGAAGAGAUGAUUGGACAGAGACCAGGCCUCUACUGGAGACUGUGCUGGAAGUUUGUUAGUCCCUGCUUCCUCCUGUUUAUGGUGGUUGUCAGUUUCGCCACAUUCAACCCUCCGACCUAUGGCCCGUACACCUUCCCUGUGUGGGCCAACAUGAUUGGCUGGUGCCUUGCCAUAUCCUCAAUGUCAAUGGUGCCUCUGUAUGCCAUCUACAAACUCUGCACCAUACCUGGGAAGUUCUGUGAUAGGCUUGCGUACGCCAUCACCCCUGAGACAGAGCAUCAUCUAGUGGACAACGGGGAAGUUCGGCAGUUCUCGCUGCAUCACUGGCUGGUGAUUUGAGUUCUGCAGUGAGACGGUGGACUGUUCUCACACAGGAAGAAGCCUGGCACAGGAAACACCUGUUAACAAGAUGGCAGUGCAAGUGCCAACCCAACCGUUCAAAAUUGUAGUGGUCUUUAAUUUAGUCAAUGGACGUGUGACUGUGCAGUGACCUUGAUGACAAUGUUGUUGGCACUUGGUCAGUGUUAAUCUUAAACUAUAUUUACAAUAUAGACUGUUAUGAUGGCUACUACUUUUGUCCACCAUGGUUUAUGUCUGUUUUUUUGUUUACGUUGUGAUAAAGCUGAGCCUAUUUGAUCGUUGUGAAAUGUUUCAGAAAUAUUCAAAUGAAAUCAGAGAAAACUUAGUUUGUUUCUGAAUAAAUACAUCACAACCAAAACUUAAACAACAAGUCCAGCAAUGGAUUUGAAUCAUAAAUAUUUUAACUUAUGUUUUUAAAGAUUGUUAAGUGUAUGACUGCAUUGAACUUUCACAAUUGUUUUUAUUAUCUGAACAUAUAUUGUUCAUCUUAAAGCUCAACUAUAGUCAUUUCUAAUGAUCCCUGGUAAUAGAUCACAGUGAUUGCAUUUUUGCUUCCUGCUGAUGAUAGUCCAUCAUACUUUGACUAACUGUUUCCUUAAUGUUGAUAUUCAGUUCAUAGACAGAUCACUAUCUAAAACAAAGUAGUACUGUAGUUAUAUAAUCAAAUUGACCAAAGAUCAAAGUUUAUUCCUAUUUAUAUUACUAUCUAUAAUUUUUUCACGCACAUUUCAUUUAUUGAUGAUUAUGUGUUCUAUAUUAUGUCAUAUUUACCGAUGUCAUUGUUUGAAAGAAAACAUCACCAUCAUUUAAAGGUGCAGUCAGCAACAAGUUAAGCAAUUACUUAAUUGCAAUGCUCACUUACGUUGUAGAAUGUUGUUGACAUUGUGAUAAAAAAUAAAAUAUAAUUAUCCACUCUGACUUGACAUGUAAAAAACUUUAAAUGCAUCUUUAAUCUCACAAGAUAACACAAAGCUUUACUGGUUUACAGAAAAAGUUAUUCAGUAAUUCAAGACUGUUUUAAAGCUGCUUAUCUCAAUUUUAUUGAAGUGUUUGUAACGUAAUCAAUGAAGUAUAUAUUGUAUAUGUGUGUAAUUAUUACUUGUACUAUUUAGAGGGGCUUGCUUUGUAUUGCACUGUGUGACAUUCUACGAGUUAACUAUUUUUCCUGUCGUGAAGCAGAACUGUGUUUCAGAAUGGGAACUAUUGCAUCUUGUAUUAACAUAUGAAACAGACUUUGUACUUCAUACUGCAAGCCCAAUUCCGUCCUUGUCUUUCAAUGUGCAGUGAUCCAUACUUCUGUAAGUACAUACUGGAGGUCUGGAUCAGAGGAUCCAGUAGAAAUUCAAACCUGGAGCCAGACACAUGUAUAGAGGAACUGAUAGGGAACCUUCAUCCAGCCCAGCUCCUACAUCAUUUAGAAAACAGCCUGAAACAAAACAAUAGAAAGGCUUCGCCAAAAAAUUACAGGUCCACCAUGUUGUUCACUGGGCUGUGCUUCUUUGCCUUGUGAUUUUUUUUUUGUACUGUAAAAGUCCAAGAAAUAAAGUUUGGUUUU